GUUUUCUAACUUUUUAAUUGAGAUAUUGGCACCGUGACAUAGUACAAAAAUUUGCCAAAGUGAUGCAUUUGUAGUAAGACUGCUGCUGCAUGAAAGAUUACUGAUAAGGCUAGUCAUGCUAUUGUGAAAGAGAGGACUUGCUAUACAAGACAAAAAAACAUUUCAGAAGAAUUGUACAAAUUAUAUCUAAAGGUUGCAUCACAUCAUUCUCCUAUAUCAUGGGAUUGGAUUGAUGGAAUGACUUCAGCCAAAUUUGAUCGGAUCCAUAAGGACGCAAGUUUUUGGCAUAUGUAAAAAUUUGAUCACCUGUUGCCACAGCAUUCGUCACCACAAGAGUUUAAUGAAUGACAUUCCGUUGUCAAUUUCAUGAAGAAAACUUUGGAUGAUGCAAUUCUGUCUGUAUAAACUGAGGGACUCAAUUUUGCAUCUAUAUCUAGAGCACUAUCUUUAAUAAAAUUUGUGAGUGGUGUUGAAGAAGCUGUACAAUGCCUACCUUUGUAUGCUGCAGAAGAACUAAGGUGGGAAACUAACUGGGCUCCUUUGAAAGCUCCUCUUCAGUGUCAUAACUUAACCUCUGCAGAUGGAGCUGCAUUACAAAAUCUAUGAGAGGACCCUCAUGUAGUGGUACUGGAAGCUGAUAAAGAUGGUUCCACUUGUUACUGUGACAUCAUCCAUUAAUAAGAUAUGCAGGAUGGACUCUCAUCAAACUGAAAAUACCCAGAAUUACAUCACCGUCAUACCUAUUGAGUAUCCGAGAAGCAGGGUGUACCCUCAAACACAGGAAUAUGUGGUCGAUCAGUACAGUGACUACUUGAGGGAUCGGAGUCGUGAUGAAUACGUACGUGGCGACUACAACAUAAACUCCGAACCGAAGUUCGACGAAGUGGGCCCACUGUACACGGUGUCCCAGAGGUUCGAGAGGGAGAAGCCGCCUCCGCCGGCGCUGGCCCACGUGGGCGCCGGCAGCUACCGGCAUGACGUCGAGCGUGAGUGGGAGCGGUCACUGCACCCGCACCCCCACCCCCACCUGCCCUCCUCUGCGGCAGACCGCCAGCAGGACUGCGGAACCGGCAAGUGCUCCGACGUCUCUGGAGAUGACCAGCUCAUGUCCCAGGUUUCACCACCGCGGUUCCUGAAUACGUGCAUAUACCUCAUGUCGAAAGUCGUCUUAAACAUGGAGAUAGAGGAUGGCCACAGUGCCACUGUCCAGGAGUUAGUGCAGUAUGUAAUGCAAGAAGAAGAACUGGCUCUGCCAAGAGUGGCUUCAAACAUAUUCACAUUGUGGAUGUGUUCGGGACUUCUCGAAAUACAGUUGAAGCUUUUUCAUAAGCCAUUUGAUGUUAGGAAGAGAUGGCAAUCACUAGUUUCGCAGUACACCAAUGCCACGGACUCACAGAUCGACAGGGAUGAACCGAUACUGUCAUUCCAGCGAAAUGUUUUCUUUUCGAAACGUGAUGAAGAAAAAAUUAAAGACCAAAAACUUCUGGAUCUCUUAUACGACGAAGCAAAGUAUAACAUCUUAGAAGGAAGAUAUCCCUGUGAGAUAUCCCAUUAUAUAAUGUUAGGUGGCAUACAAGCACGUAUUGAGUUGGGUCCAUAUGUGCCACAAGUACAUACUACACAGUUCUUCAGAGAACACCAGCGUAAAUUUUUACCCACACACGUGAGUCGUAGUAACUGGUCAUGGUUGCGAAUCAGUGGUAAAAAUUCACCAGAAGUCAGACUUCUGGAACAGUUCAAGCGCAUUCCUUCCAACACACCAGUCAGAAAACUGAUCAGAAAGUACCUCGAGUUUUGUUGGUCUCUUCCUUAUUAUGGAGGAGCAUUCUUCCGUGGUCAGGUGGAGCAACCGGUACGAGGCCUGACUUCAUUGAUCACUCAUCAAGAUGUGUCUGUACUGGUUGCCAUCAACACUCAAGGAGUGUACAUCAUAGAUGAUAUUCAGUGUACACUUUUGUUGGGUUUAAAAUAUGAGGAGAUGUCAUGGGAUUUUGCAAAACCUUCACAAGAGGACAAUCCAGACUGCCUUCCCUGCCUUUUUCUGCAGUUUAUGGUGUUAGAAAAUGGAACAAGGGUCUCAAAAAUUCUGCAGGUGUUUUCAAAGCAGGCUGUGAUGAUGGAUGCUUUAAUUUCAGUCUUCGUGGACGAAAUAAAACAGAAGACAACCACUUAUGCCGAUGAGCCCGAUCGCCCAGUUUAUGAUACGUCGACUGACAGUGACGAUACGCAGGUUCCAUUAACUACAGUGAAUCGGCGAGAACUUCCUCAGUCGUGUUUGAGCAACAAAUUGAGCAAGCUAACUCUUGCAACAUUUGACGAAGAUGGACGCUGUAUUGGUCAGAUGGGCUCUUGGUCAUUCAGUUAUUAGACUCCCAGUAUUUACAGGCACCCUUUUCUUCUCAAAUAUGUGGUGUAGCUGAAUAAUCAUCCUGUGUAAAAUUACACGGGAUCAUAUGUGCUACAGCUACUUCUGCUGGAUACCGGGCCAUACGGGAAUCCAGGCAGAAGAUCAAAUAACUGAGGAGGCUGCAGGGAAGAUGACAAGUCAAUCCUGGGGGUCCGGCUUUUCACUGCUGAGCUGAGGCAGAGAGCCACGCAGGAGUGACUGUGGCUGGCAGUGAGGGACAAUAAAUGAGAUGACCACCCUGCCAUGCUGUACCUCCUGUCAGUCACUCUGGAAGGAUGAAGUCAUUCUGACCCUUUCUCCAAAUAGGACAUCAUCUUCUUAGUCUGUGGCAUUUGUGGCUUAGGAAUCAGUGUACUCUUCAUUUUCACUGUGAUCACUUAUGUCGGAACCUGCCCUCUAUUCUGUACGAUGAUGAGACAAGUGUGAUAAAAUCCUUAAAAUCUCAUGUAGUGUGUACGUUUGAGGCUAAGCUUUUAUGAAGAAAGUUUGCAUUUUAUAUUCA
This is a messenger RNA of Schistocerca cancellata (South American locust), 2909 nucleotides long. RefSeq names its product putative FERM domain-containing protein FRMD8P1 (gene Bili). Gene Ontology annotation, cellular component: cytoskeleton; plasma membrane. NCBI's taxonomy places the organism in Eukaryota, Metazoa, Arthropoda, Insecta, Orthoptera, Acrididae. Bases 644 to 2368 code for a protein of 574 amino acids. The record is from RefSeq and is a predicted model, not a curated record. The transcript is spliced from 13 exons. Gene Ontology annotation, biological process: negative regulation of canonical Wnt signaling pathway.